Messenger RNA from Microthlaspi erraticum, 1653 nucleotides. NCBI's taxonomy places the organism in Eukaryota, Viridiplantae, Streptophyta, Magnoliopsida, Brassicales, Brassicaceae. The record is from the annotation of a GenBank genome assembly.
AUGGCGUUCGCGAAGGCACCACGACUGGGUAGAGAUGAAAUCCCUGGACGAGCGGGGACUAGGAGUUUCAAAGUCUUCUCCGAUAAUCAGAAAACUGAUCCAGCCGGUGAAGUGAGAAAAUCUGUGACAAUUACCGGUGGAGCAACUUCUAGAAUCACUGGCAAGGGAAAAGUCAGUAAUGAAAAUUCUGAGGAAUAUACUAAGGUCACAAGAAAAGCAUUGGCUGAUUUGAGUAAUCUUGGUGGGAACACCUUAAGGCCUACGCUUGCUGGCACCAAUACGAUGAAAUGGAAGGGUGUAAGAUGUGUGAAUCCCCAAAGAAGCUCCUUAGCAGCUACAAAGAGAACAAGCCUCGCAGAUAAGAGCACAAAAAAGGACAAUGUCUCAAGCUUAGUUUCAAAACAAUUGCGUCAAGUUCCAGCCAAUAAAGUCGGCAAUAAAACUCGGACAAGUGCCGGUCCUAUGCCAAUACCAUCGGACUGCAACAAACAGAGUAAGAAUAACGUUCUUAUCGCAAGGAAACCUAUUAAGAUCCAGACAAAUGUGAAGACCUCGCUGCAAAACCGUAGUUCUCUUAAGAAGCCCCCGGUGGCUAGAAGUAAAUCAAGAUCUAUUUCUUCAAUCCCUUCUCCUGAAGAAGCUGUUCCGUCUCUGUCACUUCCGGAACUAGUUGAAACAGCAGAUCACAAAGAAGAUACUCGAGGAGAGAGUUCUUUUAAUGAAAAAACAGACCCAAAGACAAAAGUGUUGCCAAAAUCAAAACGUAGAAAGUCUUUCACAUCUCUACUAGUGGCUGGAUCAAAGUUCGAUGAGAAAAAUGGUGAAGCUGCACAACCAGAAAAGCUUCCCAACAUUGAUGAUGCAUCAAAUCAGCUGGAAGUUGCGGAAUACGUGGAUGACAUAUAUCAGUUCUACUGGACUUCUGAGGCAUUAAAUCCAGCUUUGGGAUACUACAUGUCAUCUCAGUCAGGAGUUAGUCCAGUUACGCGUGGAAUUUUGAUCAACUGGCUUAUCGAAGUUCAUUUCAAAUUUGAUCUAAUGCAUGAGACUCUCUACCUCACAAUGAAUUUGUUAGACCGUUACCUCUCCCAAGUUCCAGUACAGAAAAGUGAGAUGCAAUUGAUUGGUCUUACUGCACUCUUACUGGCAUCUAAAUACGAAGACUAUUGGCAUCCUAGGAUCAAAGACUUGAUUAGCAUCUCCGCUGAAUCAUACACCAGAGAACAAAUCUUAGGAAUGGAGAGGACGAUGCUUAAACAGUUAAAGUUCCGUUUGAACGAAGCCACCCCUUACGUUUUCAUGUUGAGAUUCCUAAAAGCUGCUCAAUCAAACAAGAAGCUUGAACAACUCGCCUUCUACCUUAUUGAGCUGUGCUUGGUUGAGUACGAAGCUCUGAAGUUCAAGCCGUCGCUGCUCUGCGCAUCAGCUAUCUAUGUAGCUCGCUGCACUCUACGUACGACUCCAGUCUGGACCGCGCUCCUAAACAAACAUACCCACUACAAUGUCUCCCAAAUGAAGGAUUGUUCUCACAUGAUCUUAAGGUUCCAUAAAGCUGCUAAGACAGGAGAACUAAAGGUCACUUAUGAGAAGUACAUGAAUCCAGAUCGAUGCAACGUUGCAGUCUUGAAACCCUUCGAUAAGCUUCCUCUCUAA